Cetraspora pellucida is the source of this 1713-nucleotide messenger RNA. NCBI's taxonomy places the organism in Eukaryota, Fungi, Glomeromycota, Glomeromycetes, Diversisporales, Gigasporaceae. The record is from the annotation of a GenBank genome assembly.
AUGGAUGAAGAUUACGAUUAUGAUUUUUCUACUUAUAAUUCAACUUCUGAUAGUUCGUUUAUAACCAAUCAACAGACAGACUCUCUUGACCAAGAUGAUGAUAAUAUUCAAAUUUCACAUUCUCAAUCACCAGCACCUUCAUCUAACGAAAUUACUGACAGUCAUAUUGCUAAAAGGACAAAACUUUCCAAUAAAGAUAAUUUUAUAAAAUCUUUUUUUACCUUUUAUGAGCAACCUGGACAUAAGCCUGAAGACAAAUCAACAACUAAGCUUAAAUGCUCGAUCAAAGGUUGUCAAACAAAAUAUGUGUGGCAUGGUUCGACUACAAAUAUGAUUAAUCACCUUAGAGACGUACAUCACAUUACAAAAAUGUCACUUCACAAUAAGACAGCCGAUGAACUCAAAAAGUCUUCUCAACAAACACUAGAAACCAUGUUAUUAAAACCUUAUCCACCAGCAAAGCAACAAAAACUUACACAAGAUGUUCUUAGACUCUUUAUUUCCUGUACGCUUCCAUUAUAUUUGGUCGAAAAUAAAAAUUUUCGUACCUUUUUACAUUCCUUCGAUCCUAGAUAUAAACCACCUUGUGUAAAUACAUUUAAAAAUGAAAUAGCAAAUGGAACUAACCAUACAACUCAAGUAAUUAAAAAUAUGAUUCAUAGUCAAGCUAAUACAAUAUCACUUACGUUUGAUUUAUGGACGUCUCGGGCACAUGACUCUUACUUAGGUGUAACUUGUCACUGGAUUUCUGAUGAAUUCCGUAUGUAUGAUCUUACAUUAAGCGUAGUUGAAAUGGGUGCAUAUAAAACUGCAGGUGAUAUUGUUGAUUCUAUUGAGCCUUUGCUUGAAGAAUUUAGUAUAGAAGGAGAUAAAAUAUUAAGUAUAACCACAGACAAUGGCUCAAAUGUUAAAGCAGCUGUUACACGGCUUUCAGCAAGUCUUUCUUUAUCAACACCAAUUGCUAAUAUUUUUUGUGCUGCGCAUACCUUGCAGCUAAGCGUUGAGACAGGCUUGGUAGUUGUGCAGAAUCUAAUUACUAAAUGUAAAGCAUUGAUUUCACUUAUGAGUAGAGAAAAAAAACGUAAACAAUUAAGAGAGGCACAAAUUAGGUGGCUGGCCAAUGAUCUUGAAAAUUCAAAUAAUAAUGAUAAUCGUCGUGAUGGAACCAAUAUUCGGGACAAAUUAUUAACCAAUGAGGAGUUUAGUAUUGCACAGGAACUUGUUAACCUUCUAUCACUAUUUGAUAAAGCUACUGAGAUUCUUUCUGGAUCGAAUUACGCUACACUAGGUAUAAUGGUACCAACAGUAGAAGAAUUAAUAUAUAGAUUUAGUAAUAUAGAUAGUGAAAUAGAUAUCAUAAAUGAAGUAAAGGAGACAAUUUUAUCUAAUUUGACAAGCCGAUGGUCUUUGCCACAUGAUUAUGGAAUGUUUGCUUCGUUACUCGAUCCCAGAUUUAAAGAUCUAUCUUUUUGUUCAAAUGCUCAAAAACGAAGAAUGAUUGAGGAAUUAAAAAUCAAGUUUAAUGAAUUAAGUAAGCAUGAAAAUCAACAUGAUGAAUCUCCUGAACAAACUGAAUUGGACAGGUAUCUUUUACUUCCUGAAAUAAAUAAAACAGAAGAAAACAAUCCACUAGACUGGUGGAAAUGGCGAAAGGCUGAAUUUCCAAUUCUUAGCAUACUUGCAAGAAGAUAUCUUGCAAUACCUGCUACUUCG